AUGUCUGCGCCUGCAGAUGUUCCCAUCAAGUUAGAGCACCGGCCAGUCUUUGGUUUUCUGCCUUACCAACUUCCUGAAGACAACACAUCGGCUCACCAAUCCUUUCCCUUUCUGCCUGGUUACAGGCACAUCUCUUUUGAAGAACGGCGCCUCGAAGACAUGGAGUCACCACCUCCGCCCAUGGCCACUGGGAAGUUUGGAAUGUUUACCGCAAGUGCUCUCAGAUGUCUUAAAACAGCUUUCAAUGGCCGAAAAGAAUUCACAAGCCGUGAUGUCGACCUUGUCGAGCCAUUGCUCCCUCUCGCCACAAUUCGCGUCCCUUGGAAGGAUCAUAAUCCCGCAGUUUUUGGCAUCCACAAAAACAUUCUUGAACACUGCAGCCUCUUCUUCAAAGUCCUGUUUGCUCGAGAUGUCGAAUCUCCUGGGUCUCCCAUCGUACAGUGCGAGCACGCAAUGACUCGAGUGACCGAAUUGGAAGCAUCCGUUGUUGCAUUCAGGAUCUACGCAGAACUACGGAUUCAGAAUGCAAUCGUCGACUUCCUUGUGGAGACGAUCAUCAUACAACGCAAGAUUGAUCUUACUCUGCCCACGCUCAUCUUCGACAAGACUUCUGUGACCUCACCUCUGAGGAGACUCCUGGUUGAUCUCUAUGUCCUGUAUGGGCACAAAGAUUGGAUGAAGCUGGACGGGUCCAGUGAGAGCAUCUCUGCCACCUUUCUUUCGGAUCUGUCAACCGCGUUCCUCGCACGCAAUAGCCAUGACAGCUCGCCUACUACCAAUGAAUCAAUUCCCAACGGCUGUCGAUACCACGAGCAUCCGGAAGGGACGCUUUGUCCGUUGACCAAAAGCCACCCUCGAGAAGUUGUUGAGCAAAAGCGAUGA
Messenger RNA from Aureobasidium namibiae CBS 147.97, 882 nucleotides. RefSeq lists its product as uncharacterized. Lineage: Eukaryota; Fungi; Ascomycota; Dothideomycetes; Dothideales; Saccotheciaceae. The record is from RefSeq and is a predicted model, not a curated record. The transcript has 3 exons. The coding region runs from base 1 to 882 and encodes 293 amino acids.